Molecule: messenger RNA, 954 nt
Organism: Diachasma alloeum
Lineage: Eukaryota; Metazoa; Arthropoda; Insecta; Hymenoptera; Braconidae
Gene: Dnali1
Product: 33 kDa inner dynein arm light chain, axonemal
Exons: 5
Coding region: 1-762 (253 amino acids)
Cellular component (GO): axoneme; filopodium
Molecular function (GO): dynein heavy chain binding
Source: RefSeq, a predicted model, not a curated record
AUGGCAAUGGCAGUGCAAGAACGAACGAUUCCUGCCAUGAAUACAUUGGUGAAGUACGACAACCCCGUACUCGUUUCAACUCAUCCGGAGAAAGUUGUAAAGGACACAGCCCCAGUGAAAAUUGGUGUAGCCUGCAAAGCCCAGGCUUCACCGCCAACAGUCGAGGUUCGCCGUGAGACUGUGGAAAUUCUCAAUGGAAUUUUGCCACCGAAAGAGUGGGAAGAAGAGGGACAAAUUUGGACUCAACAGGUUUCAAGUACACCCGCAACCAGAUUGGAUGUAAUUAAUCUACAAGAGCAGUUGGAUAUGAGGUUGCAGCAGAGACAAGCUCGAGAAACUGGUAUCUGCCCGGUUCGGAGGGAAUUGUAUUCACAGUGUUUUGAUGAAAUAAUACGCCAAGUGACAGUCAACUGCGCCGAACGUGGAUUGCUUCUCCUCCGAGUGAGAGACGAAAUAAAAAUGACGAUGGCUGCUUAUCAGACACUUUAUCAGAGUAGUAUCGCUUUCGGGAUGCGCAAAGCUCUCCAGACUGAACAAGGUAAGGAAGAUCUGAUAACCGCUGCGGAUGAGUUACGAGCGCAGAAGACUGAACUAGAAAAAGCUGUCACUGAAUUGAGACAAAAAUUCGAACAGUCUGAGAGACGAGCCGCCGAGCUGCGGGAAGCCGAAGAAAAAAAACAUGCGGAAGAGAUUCAAUUCCUCAAGAAAACCAAUCAACAGCUGAAAACUCAACUGGAAGGCAUCAUCGCACCAAAGAAGUAGGAGGCGUUUACUAAAAUCAACUGAAUCUGAAUAAAACACUGAGGACAAAGUAUAACAAGUAUUCAUUCGUUUUCCUUUAAUGAAUAUUCGUCUACAUGAUAUUUCCGCAUACAAAUACACGUAUAGCAUUAUAAAACGUAUAAAUAUUGCUCAUUGAAGAAUAUAGCUGACAGUAAUAAAUAUAUAUAUAUA